Messenger RNA from Anguilla anguilla (European eel), 6978 nucleotides. RefSeq names its product kelch-like family member 26 (gene klhl26). The transcript is spliced from 3 exons. Gene Ontology annotation, molecular function: protein binding. The record is from RefSeq and is a predicted model, not a curated record. NCBI's taxonomy places the organism in Eukaryota, Metazoa, Chordata, Actinopteri, Anguilliformes, Anguillidae. The coding region runs from base 491 to 2305 and encodes 604 amino acids.
GGACAUGGAGAGUCCAAACAGUGGUCUUAUUAAAUAUAAUACAGGAGCAAGAAGGCCUGUUCUAUUUAAAACUGGGGGGAAUUGAAAAUUCUAAUGGAGAGUGAUAAAACAUUCUGAAUGCUUGCUAUUAUAAUUGGCGUUUAAAACGGCUAUUAUUAUUAUUAUUAUUAUUACUCUUCUACAGGCUUAUGUUGUUGCUAUUUUCAAAGAAGGCUGAUUCCGUCAUUAGCCUACUUUACAAUCCGUUUGAACCAGCGUAUCAGACGUAUUUUGUGCUGCACCGCAGCGACAUUUAUAGGCUGACAUCAAUUUGUCCCGCUGCUUCACUCAACCAUUCUUAUAAUCUAAACUUGCCAUUGACAGGAAACCUCUUAAGCAAAGCCUUGCCUCCAUGGAAAUACCCAAUAUUUGUAGUAAAAGGUCGACAGUUAAAUCCUUGAGAUGAUCCAUUCACAUUGUCUAUCAGCUGCAUUCUUCACUGACUGCGAAGAUGGCGGAGUCCGGUGGUGGGGGGUUGGACUCGGACCGUCCACAGAACAGCAUGGCUAACAAGAAUAGCACCCUACGCUGCACGUUUUCAGCCCCCAGCCACAGCGCCACUCUUCUGCAGGGGCUGUCCGUCCUGCGGGCCCAGGGCCAGCUGCUUGACGUGGUCCUGGCCAUCAACGAAGAGCGCUUUCAGGUCCACAAGGCCGUGCUGGCCUCCUGCAGCGACUACUUCAGAGCCAUGUUCACAGGGGGUAUGCGAGAAGCCAGCCAGGACACCAUUGAGCUCAAGGGCUUGUCAGCCCGUGGGCUGAAGCACAUUAUUGACUUUGCCUAUAGCGCUGAGGUGACUCUGGACCUGGACUGCAUCCAGGAUGUGCUGGGGGCUGCCGUCUUUCUGCAGAUGGUCCCCGUGGUGGAGCUCUGCGAGGAGUUCCUCAAGUCGGCUAUGAGCGUGGAGACCUGUCUGAACAUCGGCCAGAUGGCCACCACCUUCAACCUGUCCUCCCUCAAGGAGUCGGUGGACGCCUUCACCUUCCGCCAUUUCCUGCAGAUAGCGGAGGAAGACGACUUCCUGCACAUCCCCGUGGAGCGACUCGUCUUCUUCCUGCAGAGCAACAAGCUGAAGAACUGCAGCGAGAUCGACCUGUUCCAUGCGGCCAUCCGCUGGCUGCAGCACGACGAGGCCCGGCGGGCGGGGGCUAACGAGGUGCUGUGCCACGUGCGCUUCCCGCUCAUGCGCUCCUCCGAGCUGGUGGACAGCGUGCAGACGGUGGACAUCAUGGUCGAAGAUGUGCUGUGCAGGCAGUUCCUGCUGGAGGCUUUCAACUUCCAGAUCCUCCCGUUCCGUCAGCACGAGAUGCAGUCUCCGCGGACCGCCAUCCGAUCGGACGUAGUGUCGCUCAUCACCUUCGGCGGAACGCCCUACACUGACAACGACCGCACUGUCAGCAGCAAGGUGUACUACCUCCCCGACGCCGCGGCACGCCAGUUCAAGGAGCUGACGGAGAUGGAGAUGGGCUGCAGCCACGCCUGCGUCUCGGUGCUGGACAACUUUGUGUACGUGGUGGGCGGCCAGCACCUGCAGUACCGCAGCGGUGAAGGCGCGGUAGACAUCUGCUUCCGCUACGACCCGCACUUGAGCCAGUGGCUGCGCAUCCAGCCCAUGCAGGAGAGCCGCAUCCAGUUCCAGCUCAAUGUGCUGCAGGGGCAGCUGUACGCCACUGGGGGGCGCAAUCGCUCCGGCAGCCUGUCGUCCGUAGAGCGUUACUGCCCCAGGAAAAAUGAGUGGAGUUACGUGGACUCGCUCAAGCGCAGGAUCUGGGGACACGCCGGCACCACCUGCGGAGACAAGCUGUACAUUUCCGGGGGCUACGGAGUCUCAGUGGAGGAUAAGAAAACCCUGCACUGCUAUGACCCCGCUGCUGACCAGUGGGAGUUCAAGUCCCCCAUGAAUGAGCCCAGAGUGCUGCACGCCAUGAUCAGUGCCUGUGGCCGAAUUUACGCCCUCGGAGGUCGCAUGGACCACGUGGAUCGCUGCUUUGACGUUUUGGCGGUGGAAUAUUACAUUCCAGAGGCAGACCAGUGGACGACUGUCAGCCCCAUGCGAGCAGGGCAAUCCGAGGCUGGAUGCUGCCUGUUGGAUAAAAAGAUCUACAUUGUCGGGGGUUAUAACUGGCACCUCAACAAUGUCACCAGUAUUGUGCAGGUGUACAAUACAGAAACUGACGAAUGGGAGCGAGAUCUGCAUUUCCCAGAGUCCUUUGCAGGAAUUGCAUGUACACCAAUCAUACUUCCACAAACCACAACCCAACGGUAACUCCUCACUGAAAAAUGAUAAGGACCAAUGAGCUGCUCGUGGCAUUAUUGAAAUUAGACUUGAACUACCAUUUCAUAUGAUUGUACUGUAGAAAAUGCCCUGAAACAAUAUGAACAUGGAGCAAUGUUGUUAUUGAAAUAAUUAUGCAUUCUGAGUACGGUAAUACCUUAAAUCAAUAUUUUCUCUGAGCAUUUUUGCAUUGCAAUGGCAAUUGCAUACCUGUAAUAACUAAUUACUGGGCCAUGAGACCAAUGUUUUAUUAUUUUCAAUUUCUAUUAUUUACUUUUAACAUUCUUUCUUAUUGAUGGGAUCCAGCUGGGAAUAAUUUUGUGCUGAAUUUGGUGCAAUAUCUUUGUGGCAAAGACCUGUUGUUUUUGAAGCACAAAGGUAAGUCAGAAAUAGCUGAAAAUGUGUUUCAUAAACAUUUGAUUCAUUUAAAUGUUCUAAAAUGUGUGUCUUGAGUGGCCUUUCCUCAAAGAAACGACAUAUUAAGAGCUAAAAGUGCCUGCCCUCAUUCACAGAAAUUUUCAGUAUUUGAAAGGAGUUCAUUGCUCCUAAGAUUUAAAGAGUAAAGAGUUGCUUUAUUAAAGUAUUAUGAGACCCCAAAUGCAGUCAUUUGACAGUAAGCAGAGUUCUACUUGGAGAAUGUUGUAAGUGUGUUGCAGAGUGACAUUUCUUGGGAAAUAAUGUGAAUCCAAGAUUACGCUCUUUGGUCUCAGAUUCAAUUCAGUUUUGUUGCACAUACAGUAGAACCUCAGUUUCGAAUCUCAGAAGUACAGACUGACCGGUCAACAAUGUGAGUAUGAAACCAGUAUUGGCUUGCACAGUUAAGCCUUAUCAUGCUUCUCAUUAUCACAUAUACAAAAAAUGAAUUUAAUUUCCAAUUAUUUAAAAAGCUACUGUAAAAACCUUGAUAAAUAGAUAUGUCUUAGCACUAUUGCUAAAGAAUAUGGUGUGAAAAAUACACCUGUGCAUGAUAUAAACUAAAGAAAAGUGAGAACAAAACCAGUUUGCAAAAGAGUUGGUAGGUCAAUGAAAAGGAGUUGUAUAGUUUUGAAAGUUAAAAUUGAAAAUAAUGAAUCGAUAUUCUAAUUAGGUUCCAAUUACCCAAUUAUUUGUCAGUAACUUAUAGCUAAAAAUGUAUAUAUUUUAAAUUGUUUAAGAAAUAAGGCCAUAAUGGAAGUGUUGUUCCAGCUGGAGCAACACUUCCAUUAUGGCAUGGUGCUGUCCAUACUAGGGCAGCUGACUCUCAAACCAAAUACAAAUCCCCCAGCUCUUUCUGUUUGGUUUCCCCCCAUCUGUGUCAAGUGAAAAAUUAGGUGGGUGGACUGUCCCCUCUUCUUAAAAAAGAAAAAAAACUGAUAUGGUUCCAAUUAGUAAAGAAUUUUAAUUUUUUAAAUAGGUAUAUAUUCACAUCAUGUUGCAAGCAUUUCAGAGUUUAGAACUACCCCCAUUUCCACAUUUUCAAUAUGUUUUUCCUCUAUACCUGAAUUAUUCAUUUGAACAAAUCUGACACUCAAGAUUGAGAUUCUAAGUUGAAUUUGAGAUAUACAGUCUGCGUCUAAAGCUUGAAAAUGGCAGUGGUGGUUUAUUGUCAUGUUCACAGUUUUAUUAGUUACAUCUGAGAUCAAAGUGUGUGAAUAGGUUUGUUUGAAAUGGAGUUACCCAGUGUUCAAUCCAAACAUGUAGGAAUGCAUAUUGUUUUCAAAGUUGAGGAAGUGUUGUUUAAUGGAUACAUUUUUUCUGCCAGUAUAGUCUUAGUGUCUUGGCCUCCUGUGUCUGUUCGUUUCAUAUGUACAGUAGCUGAGCUUUUUCCUGUGAAAAAUGUGUGAUUGUGUUGAAUAGCUGGGAAUGGUUAGUUAAAAUGUGGUAAAUGAAGACUGAUUUUUGCACUUUGAAAAGGGCAGAGCACCACACUUUCAAAUGUUUUUCUGCUGUCGCCCUUUGCAGCAAUGUUGGUAAAAUGGCUAGUCUGAAUGACUUUUGAAAUCAAGGCAUACUCAUAUAACUGCACUAGAUACAAUUAAAAUGAAAGCUGAAGCACACCAAACUCCUGAUAAUUAUGGAAGUGUGCCAUUUUCAUCCAGUAGAGUUUUUCUGUUAAUAGAGUAAUUUUUAAAUGGAACAUAUGGUCCAAAAGAACAUGUAAAUAUAGUGUGGAUUUUGUGGUGUGAUAUGUUUUUUUUCAAUAUGAUACUGGCCCCUUCUGCAAAGAUAGGAUUAGAACAGAGGUGGCUAACCCAGGUCUUGGAGAGCCACAAAGUCUGCUGGUUUUUGUUGGUAAUCAGUGCUUAAUCAAUCAAUUAAAGCAGUCGAUUACACAGUUAACUCACCUUGUGUGGUUUCUUGGGUCUAAAGUGGUUGUUGCAUUCAAGAUGAGAACAAAAACCGACAGACCCUCUAGCUCCCAAGCUUAAUUUGCAAACAUAACAUGGACCAUAUUUGGUUAAACGUUACACUUAUUUUCUUUGUUUAUAUUAUAUCUGUGUAACAAUUGAUGUGUUCUAGUUUUUGGUUGUCUUGUCUCUAAUGCUAAAGCACAUUUUUAUGGUUUACCAUAAAAUCAAAUGCAUUAUAAAUGUCUUCUCACUCUUUAACUUGAUGAAUGUAUAAUUUUUGCAUAUGAUCUCAUCUCUUGCUAAAACAAUUUUAUAUUGAUUGAAAGCACUUCUCCAGUGGUUCAGUCAUGGAGUAUACCCUUUUCUGUGAAUGAGAUCUGUGAUUCAGCAUAAGAAAUGAGUUGCUAAUUGGCCCUAUAUUUAGGGUGAGUGUAGCACUUAUAAAUCAUUAAAUAUUAUCUGUGCUCUGUUACAGUGUUACAUUUAACUUUGGUUAAUUAGGAUGUUCUACAUAUGAAGGUGUUCUCAAAGGCAGUAUAGGCUCAUUUUAAAUGAUUGGGUCUGAUUCCCAGUGUAGGAAGGCUGUGUAACAUGUAUAAUUUGCAUGUACAGAUCUGGAAUUUAAGAUAAUUGUCCUCCUUGUCUUUCUAUAAUAAUUUAGAAAUAAGUCUAAUGGAUCUAUUUUGGCAUGAUUUGCUGCUAUUAUAAGAAUGUACUGUGACAGUCUUAUCAGGGUUCUCCGUAUACUGGCAUAGCACUGAUCUUUAAAGACCAAUUCAUAUGCUACAGGGUCCUGGAUAUACAUGUUGUUGUUCAUGCAAAGAGUCAUAUGCGUUGUGAUACUAUGUUUUGGCUCUAUGGAAAGUAUAAUAUGAAGCACAGCUAAUGCAUUCACUUUCAGCAGCCAACAUCACAACAAAUUAGUCUUCUUGUAUUACUGGGCAUCUUAUGCAUUAUGUUUUGUUUACAAGUGUACACACAUGCAUCAUAUAUAUAUACUCACAGAUAAUCAAAAGAAAUGCACUGUUUGUGCAUAUGUCCUUUUAGAAAGGUAGAGUUCACAUGUUUUGGGUAUUGAAUUUAUUGAAUUUGAAUCUUUGCAUUCAAUUAUGACACACUGAUGUGCUUCUUCUAAAAACAUACUUGCAGAACAGUGACAUUUCCUUGGUGAGCAUAUUCAUGAAAAUCUGUUUUAACCUAAUGUGUAUUAUUAACAUAAGUAUAUAUAUUUUCAUGACACUAAUGGCAUUUACUUCCCAAAAUAAGGAUUAUUGUCCUUAACCACCAGUUGUGUUUGUUGUUUGUUGCUAUGUGAUUUUGUGGAAUGACCAGCAGGCAAAUGAACAAUUUUAUUGUCAGAAAUAUUGCUCUAGUGCAUACCUGAGAAAGGGUGCUAACAGUCACAAACUCUGAAGAAGCAGCAUGAACUUGAGUUAUAGUGUGAACAACUUGGUGAAUAUUUGGUUGAAAAUAUCUUAAUGAUUGGAUGAGUUACUAUUGAAUAUCGCCUUCCUGAUUUGAUACAAGAUUAUUGUAUUUGGUUGGCUACAUAGAUCAAAGCUCUCCUAGUCGAGGCUAUAUGCAUUACAAAAACAAGUAUUUUUUCAGUUACGUCAUGACAAGAAAUAGUCAAUAUUACAAAUGUGAAAAUUACAAAUAUGUAAAUUACAGGGAUUUUUCUGAGUUGAGAUGUUGUUUAGUAAGUUUUCAUGGCACCUGUACCUUGCCCCCUGUACUGUCACCUUGGUUACUCUUGUGUUAUUUAACCCUCUCAUAUUGGCUUUCCCAUGCAGGAAUAUCCAGUACCCUUGGAGUGAUAGCUUUAAAAUGUGUGGUUUGAAUGUAGGAGUGCUCAUAACUCCAAUUAUGCAAGGGUUUAAAUCAAAACUUUUAACUGCUUAUAAAUCAAUGGCUUUGUGUAGUCUGUCAGGUUUUGUCUCUGUGUUGUAAUAUUGGCCCUUAGUUUUGUAUGCUUUCCAGUUGCGCAGUUUGGUGUGAUAUUUGUGUGAUUACAAGUCUGGUUUGGCAUGUUUCUUUAUACCUACCUAUAUUGUUUCUUUAAGCAUUCUUGAAAUGCAUUGUUUUAUACAUUUUUUAACCAAAUUACCUUUACUCUUACGGAAGCCUCAACACUGUCACAGUGUUGAAAUAACUGAAUGUACUUUACCUGUCAGCACUUUUAUGGUCUCUAACACCAAACAUCUUGUCUCUUAUAUCGAUAGGAUGCAUUGACUUUCAGCGAGCCAUCAAAACUAAAAAAUGUAUGUGCUUAUAACAAUGUGGUUUUCAAUAAAAGUGAUUACAUUUAAAAAAAAAAUUAAACUGGUAACAUUA